Myxocyprinus asiaticus (Chinese sucker) is the source of this 5631-nucleotide messenger RNA. RefSeq names its product DNA topoisomerase 2-beta-like. Gene Ontology annotation, biological process: sister chromatid segregation; DNA topological change; resolution of meiotic recombination intermediates. Gene Ontology annotation, molecular function: ATP binding; DNA binding; DNA topoisomerase type II (double strand cut, ATP-hydrolyzing) activity. Bases 448 to 5295 code for a protein of 1615 amino acids. The record is from RefSeq and is a predicted model, not a curated record. The transcript has 35 exons. Gene Ontology annotation, cellular component: nucleus. Lineage: Eukaryota; Metazoa; Chordata; Actinopteri; Cypriniformes; Catostomidae.
CCGUGCGGAUGGUGUAGCCGGACGGACGUCUCGGCGGUGCGUUAUUGAAUGAAAAUCCUUUUUAACGGGCAUUAAUUCUACUCAGUUAAUGGGGAAAUUAACUUGAUUUGUUUGUGUAAUUUAUUAACUAAUUUUGUUUUAAUUAGCAUGUAAUUACGGUGUUUUUAUCACUAUUUAAUAUUAAGGAGCGAGUUAAAAGGCUUAGUGUCGUAGGCCUUGAGCAGUCGCCGGUGGUCGAUUUUAACAAUAGCCGAGAAACAUUCUCUCUGAGCGUGCAUACUGCCUUCAUGAGACACGCUCUCAGAAACUCAGCUCUAUUGCAGCAAUAAAUAAACAAAGAAAGGAGACACCACACAAGCCCGGAUGGUGCCCUGAGUUGAGGCGUUUGCUGACUACAUAUGGACAGUUUCUAAUUGUUUUUCUUGGGAGACACACACACAAAAGAAAAUGUCUAACGGUGCAGCGGGAAGCGGUGGCUUAACAUGGGUGACCCUCUUUGACAAGAACAAUGGUGCGAAGAAAGACGAGCUGAACGGCCGGGGAGAUGCAGGCAAGAGUGAGGCGGGGAAGAAAGAGACUUCUAAGAAGAUGUCAGUGGAGAGGAUCUACCAGAAGAAGACUCAACUGGAGCACAUCCUCCUGCGACCAGACACUUACAUCGGCUCGGUGGAACCCGUCACUCAGCAAAUGUGGGUUUUUGAUGAAGAAAUUGGAAUGAACUUGCGGGAGAUCACAUUUGUCCCUGGAUUAUAUAAAAUCUUUGAUGAGAUUCUCGUCAAUGCAGCUGAUAACAAACAGAGAGACAAGAACAUGACCACCAUCAAAAUCAACAUCGACCCGGAGUCAAACACUAUCUCAGUGUGGAAUAAUGGGAAGGGGAUUCCAGUGGUGGAACACAAAGAUGAGAAGAUGUACGUGCCGGCACUGAUCUUUGGACAUCUCCUCACUUCCAGCAACUAUAAUGACAAUGAGAAGAAAGUCACAGGUGGCAGGAACGGUUAUGGUGCUAAGCUCUGUAACAUAUUCAGUACAAAGUUUACAGUGGAGACGGCCUGCAAAGACUACAAACGCAACUUCAAACAGACGUGGCAGGAGAACAUGACAAAGACCAGUGAGGCGAAGAUCAAGUUCUUUGAUGGAGAAGAUUUCACAUGUGUCGUGUUCCAGCCUGAUCUGGCCAAAUUCAAGAUGGAGAAACUGGACAAGGACAUCGUGGCUCUGUUGACCCGCAGGGCGUAUGAUGUGGCAGGCUCAUGUAGGGGUGUUAAAGUCAUGCUUAAUGGAAAGAAACUGCCUGUGAAUGGUUUCCGCAGUUAUGUGGAUCUGUAUGUGAAGGAUAAGCUGGAUGAGACAGGUGUUGCUCUGAAGGUGGUGAAUGAGACGGUGAAUGAGCGCUGGGAAGUGUGUCUCACUAUGAGUGAGAAGGGUUUUCAGCAGAUCAGCUUUGUCAACAGCAUCGCUACCACUAAGGGCGGCAGACAUGUUGAUUAUGUCGUGGACCAAAUAGUGGCAAAGUUAAUUGAAGUGGUAAAGAAGAAGAACAAAGCUGGAGUCUCCGUUAAACCAUUCCAGGUUAAGAACCAUGUGUGGGUGUUUGUGAAUGCUCUCAUCGAGAACCCAACCUUUGAUUCCCAGACCAAGGAGAACAUGACUCUGCAGACCAAAAGCUUUGGCUCCAAAUGCGCUCUCUCUGAGAAAUUCAUCAGAGCGGCUACAAACUGUGGUAUUGUGGAGAGCAUCCUGAACUGGGUGAAGUUUAAAGCUCAGACGCAACUGAAUAAGAAAUGCUCCUCUGUCAAACACAGCAAGAUUAAAGGAAUCCCCAAACUAGAUGACGCCAAUGAUGCUGGUGGGAAGCACUCUUCUGAGUGUACUCUGAUCCUGACUGAGGGAGAUUCAGCAAAGUCUCUGGCCGUGUCUGGAUUAGGAGUGAUCGGGAGAGAUCGGUAUGGAGUGUUUCCACUCAGGGGAAAAAUCCUCAAUGUGAGAGAGGCCACACAUAAACAGAUCAUGGAGAACGCAGAAAUCAACAACAUCAUUAAGAUCGUGGGUCUUCAGUACAAGAAGAGCUAUGAUGACUCAGAGUCCCUGAAAAGCUUACGCUAUGGAAAGAUCAUGAUCAUGACCGAUCAGGAUCAAGACGGCUCUCACAUCAAGGGUCUCCUCAUUAACUUCUUCCAUCACAACUGGCCAUCUCUGCUGAAGCACACCUUCCUGGAGGAGUUCAUCACACCCAUUGUCAAGGCUAGUAAGAACAAACAGGAGAUGGCGUUCUACAGCAUCCCAGAGUUUGAGGAGUGGAAGAAACACACAGAAAAUUAUAAAACAUGGCACAUAAAGUACUACAAAGGUUUGGGUACCAGCACUAGCAAAGAAGCAAAAGAAUAUUUUUCCGACAUGGAGAGACAUCGAAUUAUGUUUAAAUACAACGGCACAGAAGAUGACGCAGCCAUCACACUGGCGUUCAGUAAGAAGAAAACAGAUGACAGGAAAGAGUGGCUGACUAACUUCAUGGAGGACAGACGGCAGAGGAGGAUGCAUGGACUGCCUGAGCAAUUCCUGUACGGCACCUCGACACGACACUUGUCCUACAAUGACUUCAUUAACAAAGAGUUGAUCCUCUUCUCCAACUCAGACAACGAGCGAUCUAUUCCCUCACUUGUUGAUGGUCUGAAGCCUGGUCAGAGGAAGGUGUUGUUCACCUGUAUGAAGAGGAAUGAUAAGAGAGAAGUCAAGGUUGCCCAGCUGGCUGGAUCUGUGGCUGAAAUGUCUGCUUACCAUCAUGGCGAACAAGCCCUGAUGAUGACCAUUGUCAAUUUGGCCCAGAACUUUGUUGGCAGCAACAACAUCAACAUCCUUCAGCCUCUCGGUCAAUUUGGUACUCGCAUCAACGGCGGUAAAGACGCUGCCAGUCCUCGUUACAUCUUCACCAUGCUCAGUCCAUUGGCCAAACUGCUGUUUCCUGCGGUGGACUCGAGUCUGCUGAAGUUCCUGUAUGAUGACAACCAGAAGGUGGAGCCAGAGUGGUACAUUCCCAUCAUUCCCAUGGUGCUGGUGAAUGGAGCUGAGGGCAUCGGGACUGGCUGGGCCUGUAAGAUCCCCAACUAUGACCCGCGAGAGAUCGUUAACAACAUCAACCGUAUGCUCAACCAUCAGGACCCUCUACCCAUGCUGCCCAGCUACAAGAACUUUAAAGGUGUCAUUCAUGAGCUGGGGCAGAACCAAUAUUUCGUCAGUGGAGAAGUGUCCGUCCUGGACAAAAACACCAUUGAGAUCACAGAACUUCCCGUUCGCACCUGGACUCAGGCAUAUAAAGAGUCAGUUCUGGAGCCCAUGCUGCAGGGCACAGAUAAAACUCCUCCUUUGAUCAGUGACUAUAAGGAGUACCACACUGACACUACGGUGAAGUUUGUGGUGCGUAUGACAGAGGAGAAGCUGGCACAGGCUGAGGCAGCCGGUCUUCACAAGGUCUUUAAACUGCAGUCCUCUCUCACCUGCAACUCCAUGGUGCUGUUUGAUCACAUGGGCUGUUUGAAGCGCUAUGAGUCUGUGCAUGAUAUCCUGAAGGAGUUCUUCGAGCUGCGACUGCACUAUUAUAAACUGAGGAAGGACUGGCUGGUGGGCAGUCUGGGAGCAGAGGCUGCCAAACUCUCCAACCAGGCUCGAUUUGUGCUCGAGAAGAUCGAAGGAAAAGUAUCAAUCGAGAACAAAUCAAAGCGAGAUCUUAUUAGAAUGCUGGUACAGAGAGGAUAUGAGUCUGACCCUGUCACUGCCUGGAAUAAAGCCCAGGAGAAGUCAUUGGAGGAUGAGGAUAUUGAUGGUAAUGAGAGUGACAGUUCAGUGGACUCUGGCUCUUCAUCUGGACCAAACUUUAAUUACAUCCUCAACAUGCCACUGUGGUGUCUGACGAAAGAGAAGGUGGAGGAGCUCCUCAAACAAAGAGACAUGAAGAAAACAGAGCUAAAUGAACUGCAGAGGAAGAAUUCAGAGGAUCUGUGGAGAGAAGAUCUGGCCGUCUUCAUAGAGGAGCUGGACCGUGUGGAGGAGCAGGAGAAGGAGAGUGUGAACUCUGGGAGGGGCAUAAAGCUGGUGAAGGGGAAGGUGGGGAAACCCAAAGUGAAGAAGAUGCAGUUGGAGGAAACGCUGCCCUCUCCGUUCGGCCGCAGGAUAGAGCCACAGGUCACACUCACCAUGAAAGCUGACGCCUCCAAGAAACUCACCAAGAAGAAAAAGGGUGAAUUAGAUGCAUCAGUGAAGUUGGAGUUUGAUGAGGACAGUGCGCUCGGUUCUAACGGGGGAACAGCAGAAAAUUCACUAAUCUCUCCAUCAGGCCUGCCAAACCCAGGAGCCAAGCCCAAAGCCCCACGCAUCAAGAGAGAGAAGAAAGAACCUGGUGCCCCGAGACAAAGGAAGCCCACAGGUGCUAAAUGUCCUGGUAAAAAGUUGAAAAAGAGGAAUCCGUGGUCAGAUGAUGAAAAAGAAGAUGAGAGAUCAGAUAACGAGCAGGAUGAAAAUGAACUCUUUAUUCCCAGAGACACAACGUCCAGACGAGCAUCAGCGGUGAAAGCCAAGUACACAUUUGAUUUCUCAGAGGAGGAAGAGGAUGAUGGUGAUGAAGAACAGGAGAAUGAUGCUUCAGCCUCUCCAGUUCACUCCUACAAGAACACAGUGCAAAACAAUGAUGAUGAGGAUGAUGAUGAUAUAUUCCCUCCAAAAACCACAUUCACUUCGUCCACCUUGCAAGCAGCAAAGAAGAAAGAGUCAGAGAGUGUGUUCUCAUCUAAACCUGCCUACACUGACAAGAGUAGUGAUGACGAUGUGAAGUCAGAAAGUGAUGAUGACAGGGGUCAAGUGUUCUCCACGUAUUCCAGCAGUUCUGCUUUUGAGAAACCAUCUCCAGCUAAAAAAGCUAAAAGGCCUGCAGACGCAGCACCUAAACAGAAGAAAGCUCCAGCUAAAUCUAAGAAGCCUGAUGUAUCUGCCUGGGACUCAGAUACAGACGUUAAAAAAGCACCAGCAGCAGCUAAACGGGGCGGUAAAGGUCGCGGCAGAAAGAGGAAACCAUCAGGCUCAGAAGAGGAUGAUUAUAGCCCUGUGAAAAAGACUGGAAAGACUACCACAAGCAGGAAACCAAAAAAGGCAUUGUCUGAUGAUGAUGAUGAUGAUGAUGAAGAUGCAGGCAUGAACAGCUUCAGUCGAUUUGACUCAGGCAGAGAUCGGUCCGGUCGAACCAAGAAAGAAGUCAAAUACUUUGUAGAGUCUGAUAAUGAUGACGACGAUUACAUGUUUGACUAGAACACACACACUCAGUCCAGAAAGAUACUUGUUGAAGAUCAGCUUCACUGUCCUCUGCCCAGCAGAAUUUUGUACAUUUUACUCUCCAUUUUAUUUUUUCUUUAAAUGUGAUGUUCAAUUCUUUCUACUGUGUAGCUGUUUUACUCUUUUUUAUUAUUAUUGGUAUUAUUAGUAAUAAUACAUUUACAAUGUUGUUUUUUUAUCAUUGAAUUGUAUUUGUUCUGAGCAGCUUUUAGAAGUUUAGACCGCUGUGCUGAAGCACCUUGUAAUGGUUCAAAGUAAGAGACAACGCAACUUUUUGAAAUGACUUGGAAAUAAACAUGAAAUGUAAUUUAA